CCAGCCCCUUCGAGCCUCGCCCCUCGCCCUCGCCCCGCCUGGCAGCCGCGUCCGGCCUUCUCCUCCCGCACCUCCUCCGCGGCCGGGUCUCCCUCGCAAACGCGGCGGUAAUUCGCCUGCCGCCACCGCCACCAUCACCGCCGCCGCCGCCGCGCCUGGUGCGGCCCGCCCCGCUGCAGGGAUGUGCGACAAGGAGUUCAUGUGGGCCCUGAAGAACGGGGACCUGGACGAGGUGAAAGACUACGUGGCCAAGGGAGAAGACGUCAACCGGACACUAGAAGGUGGACGGAAGCCUCUUCAUUAUGCAGCAGAUUGUGGGCAGCUGGAAAUCCUGGAAUUUCUGCUGCUCAAAGGAGCAGAUAUUAAUGCUCCAGAUAAACAUCAUAUUACUCCUCUUCUGUCUGCUGUGUACGAAGGUCAUGUGUCCUGCGUGAAAUUACUUCUGUCAAAGGGUGCCGAUAAGACUGUGAAAGGUCCAGAUGGACUAACUGCCUUUGAAGCCACUGACAACCAGGCAAUCAAAGCUCUUCUUCAGUGAUGGACAGAUGGGCUGACAGCUCUCGAAGAAUGACUCUCCUGUGGCCUCACACUGCUGCCUGUUUGUCUGUCACUCUAUCUGCCAGCUUCUACAGCUCAAUUCUUCUAGAGGGUCGAGGGGAGAGAGAAAUUCAUUACCCAUCAGACUACCAGAAAAAAAUAUGAGGUGGAGGAGGGGAGAAACCAUGAUCGGGCUUUGAUUAAGGUUCCUGAUCAAGUCAGCCCCUUUUCUGUUUCUAAUAAAAUAGACAGCUCAUGCUCAAGGCAGAGCCAGGACAAAACAUGCGUUCUCAUUUGACCUUUUUAGCUCCCCAGCUAAACUUAAUAGAUUGUGUCCAGGUCUGAUUAUACAAAGGCCAACUCUCCAUAUUCAUUCGGUAGCCAUAACUGCCAGCAGGAGUGGCUGUCGCAAUCUAAACUUAGGGUGCUGAUAUAAGCAAUUCGCUCUAGCCUUCUGCCUUAAGAUGCACUCUACUCUAUUGGGGAUCCCCUGGCAUCUCAGAGCGCUGCCUGUGGUUGGUGACCAAAUUUUCCCUCGGUGACUCUCAGCUUUACGUGAAAGGUCAGUUAAGGUGAAAAGGGGUACACCCCUAAAUUGCUAGAUGACUGAACUUUGGAUUUCCUCUCCCCUUUCACAUGAGUUCCAUUGGUCUUUACAUAAAACUGACUCACUGUAUUUAUAAAAUCUUAAUUUUUGGAAGUCUAAAGAAGAAAUAAAUCAUUCCUGUAUGCUUUUUUUUCCUUAACCUCCUCUAGAUUUAAGACAUUUCUAUAACACUGCAACACUUUCAAACUCCUGCUGGUAGUAGAAAAGGAGAUUUAAAAAUAGACUCAUAGCCAUAGCCUGUUUGUAUUGUAUAAGGAGUAAACGGUUGUCUUAGAAA
Suncus etruscus (white-toothed pygmy shrew) is the source of this 1421-nucleotide messenger RNA. Its product is annotated as myotrophin. Lineage: Eukaryota; Metazoa; Chordata; Mammalia; Eulipotyphla; Soricidae. The coding region runs from base 182 to 538 and encodes 118 amino acids. The record is from RefSeq and is a predicted model, not a curated record. Gene Ontology annotation, biological process: regulation of barbed-end actin filament capping. Gene Ontology annotation, molecular function: protein binding. The transcript has a single exon. Gene Ontology annotation, cellular component: nucleus; cytoplasm.